This is a messenger RNA of Pocillopora damicornis (cauliflower coral), 1343 nucleotides long. Its product is annotated as enolase-phosphatase E1. The record is from RefSeq and is a predicted model, not a curated record. Gene Ontology annotation, molecular function: magnesium ion binding; acireductone synthase activity. NCBI's taxonomy places the organism in Eukaryota, Metazoa, Cnidaria, Anthozoa, Scleractinia, Pocilloporidae.
CCUCACAAGAGGUGCCUAAAAGUCCUAAAAGUAAUUAUUUUGCUGGCAGAAGUAGAUCAUAAGGGUCCAAUGGAAAAUCAAAAAACGGGUUCAAAAGAGGGCUCCUUGGAAAACAAGUUUGACUACGACGUUGUGUUACUGGAUAUUGAAGGAACAACAACGCCAAUUUCGUUUGUCAAGGAUGUUCUUUUUCCAUAUGCAAGGGACAAUGUACGUGCCUUUUUAGAGAAAUCUUGGGGAACUGAUCAGUGUCAAGAGGAUGUGAAGGCUUUGAGAAAUCAGGCCAAGAAAGACAAAGAUAUGGAAGAUAUUGUUUUAAUUCCAGAUGAAGAGGAGAAUCUUUCUGAAGAUAAUUCACGGACAAGUAAGGAAACCAUCAUGGAUGCUGUUGUUGCAAAUGUCAUCUGGCAGAUGAAUUCAGAUAGAAAAACAACUGCCUUAAAACAACUCCAAGGCCAUAUUUGGAGAAAAGCAUUUAAUGAUGGUGUUAUUAAAGGAGAGGUGUUUGAUGAUGUUGUUACAGCAUUCAAAAGAUGGACUUCAAACAAAAUCAAAAUUUAUAUAUACUCAUCUGGAAGCACAGACUCUCAAAAGCUUCUGUUUGGUAACUCUAAGUUUGGCAACAUUUUACAGUAUAUAAGUGGACAUUUUGACACCACAGUUGGAGCUAAAAUUGAGUCAGAGAGCUACAGUAAAAUUGCUGAUGCAGUAGAUAUGAAACCCUCAAGAAUUCUAUUUAUCACUGAUAUUGUUAAAGAAUCAAGAGCAGCAUUUAAGGCAGGAUACAGAACUGCUAUCAGUGUUCGGCCUGGCAAUGCACCAUUGACAGAUGAAGAUAAAAGGGACUUUAAAGUGAUAUCUACAUUUGAUGAGUUAUUUGAGGACACUGAAGAGCUGAGUCAUGCAACAAAGAAAUCAAAAGUUGCUGAUUGAUAAUUAUUUCUGUGAACCUUAAAUAUCAAAGAACAAAUGGUGGUGGGGAUUUUUCCUUGCAAGGGAGUUAAGAAAGAUGAAAGGCACUAAGCUUGUCAGUCACAAGACUGCAUCUGACUCAGUCCCAGUCCUUUGGGAAGCAUGCAAGAGGUGAGGUGCAUGUGAGGGAAGAUGGGAAGGGGGUGAAUCUCCUCUCUCUCCUCCCCCUUCCCAGUGACCCUUUCACAUCUGUGGUGACUGACCUAGACUGCAUAUGAAAAAUAAGCAACCACAGGAGGGGGAUCAGAGACUGCAUUGAAACUGAUAAUACAAACUCAACCAACUGUAUGCUGAAUGUUGUCAACAGCAGGAUGAUUGGAUCUGAUUGUUUGGUAACAACCCUAAUUCAAUAAAAACCGAUUACAUAGAAA